CUAGUGUUGCCAUGGCUCCACGUUUGCUUCACGGCACCCUUGAUGCCACCAUCUAUGAAGUUGAUAGGAUACGUACUAGAUGUUGUUUCAAUUUAUGCCCAAAGAGCAGAUUCUUAUCCCAAGUCCAAAAAUUGGUGCUAUGUGCACCUAAGACUGUAGGUUCCAACAACUAUGCAACUAUUGAUUUAGACGAGGCAAGGGUUGGGCGGACUAGAAUGACAGAAAAUGAAUCCUCCAAUCCUCGGUGGCAUGAGUCCUUUCACAUCUACACUGCCCAUGAGGUUUCUAAUAUUAUUUUCACCGUCAAAGGUGAUAAUCCAAUUGGCGAAACACUAAUUGGAAGAGCUUAUCUGCCUGUUGAGGAAGUUAUAGAUGGCAGUAUGGUGGACAGAUGGAUCACCAUAUUGGAUGAAAACCAUAACCCUGUAUAUGGAAAUUCUAAAAUCCAUGUCAGGGUGCAGUUUUUUAGUGUUACUAAAGACAAUAAUUGGUCUCGAGGAAUCCAAAGUUCGACAUUCAAAGGAGCCCCUUAUACAUUCUUCAAGCAGAGAGAAUGUUGCAAUGUGACACUAUAUCAAGAUGCUCAUGUCCCAGAUGGUGUUAUCCCCGAUUUCAUUCUAUCUGAAGAUAAAACUUUCGAGCCUCAACCAUGCUGGGAGGACAUCUUUGAUGCUAUCACUAAUGCAAAACACUUAAUUUAUAUUACCGGGUGGUCUGUGUAUGCUCAAAUCACCUUGAUAAGGGAUCCGAGGAGGCCAAAGCCUGGAGGAGGCAUUACGCUCGGAGAACUGCUCAAGAAAAAGGCCAAUGAAGGCGCGACAGUUCUUAUGCUUGUUUGGGGCGACAGAGCGUCAGUUGAGAUUAAGACAUUGAAGAGAGAUGGCUUGAUGACAACCCAUGAUCAAGACACUGGAGAUUACUUUCGAAACUCAAAAGUUCGUUGCGCUCUGUGUCCCCGAAAUCCUGAUGAUGGAAAGAGCGUAGUUCAGGGAUUUGAGGUUUCUACCAUGUUUACACACCAUCAGAAGACUGUAGUGGUGGAUAGUGAAGUUCCUGGAGGAGAGUCAGCAAAGAGGAGGAUAGUGUGUUUUGUUGGCGGUAUUGAUCUAUGUGAUGGACGAUAUGAUACUCCAGAACAUUCUCUAUUCAGGACUUUGGACACAACUCAUCAUGAUGAUUUCCAUCAACCCAACUUUAAAGGCUCUUCUAUCACAAAAGGAGGUCCUAGGGAGCCCUGGCAUGACAUUCAUUGUCGGCUAGAAGGGCCUGUUGCAUGGGAUGUGCUGUACAAUUUUGAGCACAGGUGGAAGAAGCAAGUUGGGAAUCAAUUCCUUUUUUCUACCAAUGAGCUUAAUGAAAUCAUUAUUCGCCCUUCGCCAAUUACAUCGCCUCAAGACCCUGAAACAUGGAACGUGCAGAUAUUCCGAUCAAUUGAUGGUGGUGCUGUUUAUGGAUUUCCUGAAAAUCCUAAGGAUGCAGCCGAAGUAGGCCUUGUUAGUGGGAAGGAUAACAUCAUUGACAGAAGCAUUCAGGAUGCUUAUAUCAAUGCCAUUCGAAGAGCAAAGAAUUUUAUCUAUAUUGAAAAUCAGUGUUUUCUCGGUAGCUCAUAUGGUUGGAAAUCAAAAGAUAUUAAAGAUGAGGACAUUGGUGCUUUGCAUCUUAUACCAAAGGAGUUAUCACUAAAGAUUGUUAGUAAGAUUGAAGCAGGGGAGAGGUUUACUGUCUACGUCGUAAUUCCAAUGUGGCCAGAAGGUAUACCCGAGAGUGAUUCUGUUCAGGCAAUAUUAGAUUGGCAGAGGAGAACAAUGGAGAUGAUGUACAAGGACAUUGCUCGUGCCCUACAAAUUAAGGGCCUUACAGCAAAUCUUAGAGAGUUUCUGGCAUUUUUCUGCCUUGGGAACCGGGAAGUCCAUAGACCAGGAGAGUAUACGCAUCCAGAGAAACCAGACCCUGAUACUGAUUACAGUAGAGCUCAGCAGUCCCGACGCUUCAUGAUCAAUGUUCACUCAAAAAUGAUGAUUGUUGAUGAUGAAUACAUAAUCGUUGGGUCUGCUAACAUCAAUCAAAGGUCAAUGGACGGCGCAAGAGAUACCGAGAUUGCAAUGGGAGGCUACCAGCCACAUCAUUUAGCAACCAAGCAGGCGGUUAGGGGUCAUGUACACGGUUUCCGAAUGGCCUUAUGGUAUGAGCACCUUGGAGAUGCAGAUGACAUACUUCUUCAUCCAGAGUCUCUCGGUUGUGUCCGGGCAAUGAAUACAAGUGCUGAUGACAACUGGAAAAUCUAUUCGAGCGAAGCAUUUGAGCAUGACAUUCCUGGCCAUCUUCUUACCUACCCCAUAGCAAUCUCCGAAAAUGGAGCAAUUUCUGCAUUGCCAGGAUUUGAGUUCUUCCCCGACACAAAAGCUCGUGUCCUCGGCACCAAAUCUGACCACCUUCGUCCAAUCCUCACUACUUAAACCACAUUGCUCUCCAUAUACUCGUAGUACAUUGUUGUUGUGAUAAUCAUAUUUAGAGAGGAAACCUUCGUGGUAUGUAAAAUCACUUAAAAUCUCUUCUCUAGGGGUCUUAUUAUAACCGUGACCCUAGAAUUGGGUUAAAUUGUGUAAAAUAUUGUGUUGUGCGUAAAUAUAUAUA
Cornus florida is the source of this 2634-nucleotide messenger RNA. Its product is annotated as phospholipase D alpha 1-like. The record is from RefSeq and is a predicted model, not a curated record. Bases 12 to 2456 code for a protein of 814 amino acids. Gene Ontology annotation, molecular function: D-type glycerophospholipase activity; calcium ion binding. Lineage: Eukaryota; Viridiplantae; Streptophyta; Magnoliopsida; Cornales; Cornaceae. The transcript has 4 exons. Gene Ontology annotation, cellular component: plasma membrane. Gene Ontology annotation, biological process: phosphatidylcholine metabolic process; phospholipid catabolic process.